This is a messenger RNA of Corythoichthys intestinalis (scribbled pipefish), 6049 nucleotides long. RefSeq names its product v-rel avian reticuloendotheliosis viral oncogene homolog B (gene relb). Gene Ontology annotation, cellular component: cytoplasm. NCBI's taxonomy places the organism in Eukaryota, Metazoa, Chordata, Actinopteri, Syngnathiformes, Syngnathidae. Gene Ontology annotation, molecular function: DNA-binding transcription factor activity, RNA polymerase II-specific; RNA polymerase II cis-regulatory region sequence-specific DNA binding. The record is from RefSeq and is a predicted model, not a curated record. The transcript is spliced from 10 exons. The coding region runs from base 2142 to 3596 and encodes 484 amino acids. Gene Ontology annotation, biological process: positive regulation of transcription by RNA polymerase II; cellular response to stress; response to cytokine.
GAGGACCACACAGGCGUGUCCCUCCCCAGACUGCCGCCACCGCCUCCUCACGGUCUUCGCGAUCAGAACCGCCGGAUGCACCGGCUUUGCUCCUCGUCGCCGCCGUCUCAGCCGGUGCUCGUGCCGAGAGGCACCACAUGUCAGGUCCAUAGCGCCAGAGCCAUUCGUUCCCAUUAUAUCCUGUUGUUCAACGUACACCAGCCGCGUCAGUGCUUCUGAUUGACUGCGGACCAUCAUCGGCGCGCCGGUGUUGUUGACGUGUGGGCGCUCCCGUCGGGGCUGACAUUUCACGCGGGGCGGCUAUUACAACGAAGUCCGCCAAAACAUUGUUACCGACAGCUGAAUGGAAAUGAUGAACAUUGAGGGGCAAAUUAAGAGCGCUGUGCUUCAAACUCGUCCUGUUUAUGAAAGUCGAUUGUCAUAUGCUGAUGUUGUGCAGUAUGAGCAGACGUGACUUUAGCGGCGUUUGCUAACUUUUUUAAUGCGGUAAAUGUGCUGACACACUAGAUAUCAUGAAAUAGCAAACUAGAUGUGCUACUACAUCGAUGAAUUCUAAAACUGUCAUGACUAAGAAGGCCAAAUCAAUCCAUACCAGUGACUAUAUAUAAUGUUGCAAAUAUUGUUAAUUCAGUACGUGACACGGAUGGAUUCGGACCACAAAUAGGAUGUCUUGCUCAUGUAGUAAACCUAGCUGCUAAGAGAGCUGUAGCAAUCAACAGUGCCCUGCCUCACUUUACAAACAGUAAAAAUUGUUCUCAGCACUUUUAUACAAAUUUUUUUCAGAUCAGUAAGACGUAAGCACAUAAAUAUUAUGCACUAAAAUGCAUAUUUAUAUGAUGGCAAUUUCAUUUUUGCUUGUUAGCAAACAAAAAAAAAAAAAAAAAAAGAAACAAAAAAUAUAAUUGUUUUUUUUUUUUUUUUUCUUCAGAGCAUUAAAUGUAUUGAAAAUCGUACCGAACCGUGACUUAACUGUAUCGUUGCAUCCCUAUGGAACACCAUUGCAGAAGUUAUGAGGGGAAAAGAUUUCAUUUGCCUAAAUGCUUAAGUUAUUAAGUGCAAUUUUAUUUUAUUUUUUCUUGAAAAACACAUUUUAUUUAUUCUGUGUUUCUGUGCGGUAUUAAUAUUGUUGUGUUUUACUUAAGAGGCAUGGUCAAUUGUUUUUAGUUGUGAUUUCUUAAGUAUUUUUGUAAAUAUUUAUCGCGUUUAAAUGUGUGUACUUGAUCUAUUAAUAUUUACUGUAUUCUCACUGUGUUAUUGUAAAUUGGUUUAAAAAAAAAUUGGGGGGGGCGCAAUAAUAUCGCAAUAAUUUAUGAGCUAAAUAAUUGCACACUAAAAUUUGUUAUCGCGACAGGCCUAGGUAUAACAGACGUCAAAAAACGGCUGCGUGCCGAAGCGGUGUCCGUUUUAUGUGUUUCAACAUUACUUUCUCCGUGAUCAGCGGUCUAAGACAUUUUACAUUUGCUUGAUUACUUUGAACAACUGUCUUUCACGUGAAAGUCAUUUAAACUAGGUUUUGUUUCGCCCUUUAGCAUGUUAGCACUUUGACAAUAAUAGCAGCAAGGAUAAAGAGAGAUCCAAAUUUGAUCCGCAUUCACUUUUUCGGUGUUUGAUUAGGCAUGUUUUCCCAUAUUGGGAGAAAUCAUGUGACUUCUUCGGAAGGGAACCAGGUUACAAAGCAGUCAAGCAGGUCUUACAGUAAGUCAUGUGCUGUAGUGAUAUUCUACCACGUGGGAGAGUUUUUACACUUGGGAAAGUGACGUCAUGGAAACUGGACUCUGUGAAAGGAGUUACCGAGCGGAGCUGUAACAUGACUCCCACUUUCGUUUUGCCGCUCUCCACUGGCCAAGCCCAAACAAGGGAGGUGAAAGGUCGCAUUCUAUGCCGGGUGCCGCUUUGCCAUUGGUCGCCGCUGUGAGCCGACUUCCUAUUUCCUAUAGGUUGGCAGCCGGCGCACAUUCCUUUUUGUGUUGUUUUGUUGAAGCCAAGCCACGAGCACGUUCACCUCGGCAUGGUGAUGGCACUUUGAGAGCUCUCUACUUCCACUUCUACUGGUUUACAGAAGUUCUGCUGCCUCACUUUAUUUUAUUCAGUCAAGUUGCACCUUCCAACAGCCUUUGCAGCAGCUCCGCCCUCCUCGUGAAAUGUCCCAGCGCCCCUCCACUCAUUCGACAAUAGGCUGCCGCCACGCUCAACCAUCACAGACUGCUAAGCACCCCGGCGCCACCGUCUCCUCUAAGUCUUGCUCCGGCGUCGAGAUGCUGGAGCGUAAUCUGGAGAAGCCUAAACUGGUGGUGGUGGAACAACCCAAAGAGCGAGGCAUGAGGUUUCGCUACGAGUGUGAGGGCCGCUCGGCCGGCAGCAUCCUGGGCGCAUCCGGGAGCGAAAGCAACAAGACUCAGCCUGCUGUCGAGAUUCAAGGUUCCGUCGAGCACUUAAAGAAGGUCACGGUUACAGUUUCCCUGGUGACCAAAGACCCCCCGCACCGGCCGCACCCCCACUGCCUGGUGGGAAAAGACUGCCCGACUGGAUCGGGUAUCUGCGUGGUGACGCUGAAUCCUCAGACUAACCGACGCCACAGCUUCGCCAACUUGGGCAUCCAGUGUGUGAGGAGGAAAGAACUUGACGUGUCACUACAAAAGAGAAGAAGCCAAAAUAUUGACCCCUUUCAAACCGGUCACUCCAAGGGAAUCGAAGACAUGGACAUGAAUGCCGUGCGUCUGUGUUUCCAGUGCGAGCUCGAGUGGGAGGACGGCACGGUGGACAGUCUUAGCCCUGUGGUGUCCAACCCCAUCUAUGACAAGAAGGCGACCACAACAUCUCAGUUGAAAAUUAGCCAGUUGAACCAGUACAAAGGUAGCUGUGCCGGCAAGACGGAGAUCUACAUGCUGUGUGACAAAGUCCAGAAAGACGACAUCGAGAUCAUCUUCCGACACGGCUCUUGGAAAGCCAACGGCGAGUUCGCCCAGACGGACGUUCACCGGCAGAUCGCCAUCGUGUUCAAAACGCCGCCCUACCGAGAACAGGACAUCACGGACGAAGUGGACGUCAGCGUCACCCUGCGCCGCCUCUCCGACCAGAUGGAGAGCGAGCCGGUCACGUUCACUUACUUGCCUUCCAAUCCAGAUCCGUAUGAGGUCAAGCGCAAGAGAAAGAUUAAGUCGCACAUGAACUUCCAAGAAAAUACCAACGUGACAGCAGCUGACCUUGCAGCGGCUGCACCGGAACAGGCCUUCCACUUCCCCCACGACAUGACGUCGCCACGCUCAACCCAACCGGGGCUCGCCCCUCUUGGCGAAAUUGUCUACGCCGAGCCCACGGACAUCCCCAUUGACAGCGAGGAGAUGGACCUCCUCAGCCAGCUGCUGGAGAUGCCCGGGCUGAUGGACAUGUUCUCCGACCCUGCCGCGGUUGUGCCUGAUGCCGGUCAGGCCAGCUUUGGGGGCGCCAACCAGAACUUAGGCCCGUACACCCAGGACUUCUCCCGCUACGAAGAUUUGCGCUUCAACAUGCUAGUCAACGAGAACUGGAACAUGCAAACCGAGCCGCAGGCCGGCCCGUCCGAUUCGGUCCACGUCAAGAUCGAAGAUGACCUAUGAGGGUGCGACGCCGGAAAAUAGUCGGCACCGCCUCACUGUUCAUUUCCUGUUAGGUAACAGUAGAUUGGUUUCACACCUCUGUGAUGUUGGCCCCCCAUCAGACACACAUUAAUAUAAAAAUUACGUCAAUCAUUUGUGCUGCUAUCGUUUUUCUUUUAUAGGUCAAUCUGAUGUCAACCAGCCCCUCCAUAUUUGAUUUAAACCAGCUAAAACUGGUGUCAAAUCCUUUCGUUUGUGCAGCAACGUUUUUGUUGAUAUUACUUCUACAUUUAAUUUGUAGUGAUAACAUUACGCAUCCCCCACAUCUGGCACAAAUGAAACAUUGCAGUUCCAUUAGCAGGUUUACAUCAAAGUGGGGGUGGGGGGGUUAGUUGACCUCAGAUUGACCUAUAAAAGCAUUGUAAAUUAUCUGAAAAACGAUAGCAGGAAUGAAACUUAACAGCACAAAUCCAGCACAAACAAUGACACAAUUUAAAAAUAUAUGUAUAUAUAUUAUAAAAAAAAUUGUGUCUGAAGGGGGGCCAACUCCAUCAAGGUUGCAUUCACUUGGUAGUAAUUAAUAAUUGUUUUUGCUGGGCCAUGCUCGUAGUUUUUUUUAUUUUUAAUUUUCCCCCAAUAAUUUGCACAACUUCCUUUCAAUUAAUCCAGGAAAUAGUCUGGACCAUCUCACUUUCAUUUCCUAUCAGGUAACAAUAUGUAACAUCAUUCUCUUAGUGGUAAAUAGUGUGGACUUGUUUUUGCUAGGCCAGGUUAAAAGUUGUUGUUUUUUCCCUCAAGUUCCUUUCAAUUAUUCCAGGAAAUAGUCUGGACCAUCUCAGUCUCAUUUCCUAUUUAUCAGGUAACGAUAUGAAACAUUCCAUUAAUGGUAAAUAGUGUGGACUGGUUUUUGCUAGGCCAUGCUAAAAAUUGUUUUAACUUCCCCCAACUUUUCUGUUUUUUUUUUUUUUUAAGUAAUCCAGGAAUUAGUCUGGACUGCCUCACUUUUCAUUUCUUGUCAGAUAAAAGUAGUUAACAAUAGUUUAGUAGUAAAUGAAGCAGUAAAUUCUUUUCAUUUCUUGUCAGCUAACUGUGGGCUACACAGUUGUAAACUGUGGAGGGAAGAAGACAAAUUUACCCAAUUUUUGCACUUGUUACUUUUAAUUUCAGUAAUCCAGGCAGUAAUUUGUUCACCAAUAGCAGAAAUGAAACUUUUAACAGCAUAAAUCCAGCACAAACGAGUAUACAAUUUUAAAAUAUAUGUAUAUAUAUUAUAAAAUUUGUGUCUGAAGGGGGGCCAACUCCACCAAGGUUGCAUUCACUUGGUAGUAAUUAAUUGUUUUUGCUGGGCCGUGCUCGUAGUUCUUUAAAAAAAAUUUUUUUAAUUUUCCCCGAUAAUUUGCACAAGUUCCUUUCAAUUAAUCCAGGAAAUAGUCUGGACCAUCUAACUUUCAUUUCCUAUCAGGUAACAGUAUAUAACAUCAUUCUCUGGUAAAUAGUGUGGACUUGUUUUUGCUAGGCCAUAUUAGUUUUUCCCCCCCCAAUUCCUUUCAAUUAAUCCAGGAAAUAGUCCGGACCAUGUCACUUUAAUUUCCUAUCAGGUCACAAUAUGAAACAUUCCAUUAAUGAUAAAUAGUGUGGACUUGUUUUUGCUAGACCAUGCUAAAAGUUGUUUUAACUUCCCCCAAUGUUUUUUUUAUUAAUCCAGGAAUUAGUCUGGACUGCCUCACUUUUCAUUUCUUGUCAGAUAAAAGUAGUUAACAAUAGUUUAGUAGUAAAUGAAGCAGUAAAUUCUUUUCAUUUCUUGACAGCUAACUGUGGGUUACAUUCACGUAGUUGUAAACUGACUGGAGGGAAGAAGACAAAUUUACCCAACUUUUUGCACUUGUUACUUCUAAUUACAGUAAUCCAGGGAGUAAUUUGUUCACCAAUAACAAGCUCAUUGUCGCUUUUCAUUUCGUUCGAUGUAGCAAUAUAGAACAUUGUUCAGUGUUAAUCAAAGGGGCUUUGUUUUUGAAAUAGUCUCAUUCUUGGUUUCCUUUAUAUAGGUUGAAAUGCUAAUUUCAUUCCAAAGGCCUCGGGUAGGCUCAGCAUUACUAAAUAUUUUUCUAUGUAUCCUUGUUAAGUCCAUACAUUUGUCAUGCAUGUGUCUAAUGUGUACUUGAGACUGAAAACUGAAUUGUUGUUAAUGUGUUGGCCGCCAUUGACUGUGAUAGACGUCCAUUAGCGUCAAUGGCACUGAAAAAAUUCCAAAGAGAUCUUAAAUCCCAUUUACUUGUUCAACAUUCCCAUGUAAAAGCAGUGACGAAAGGCAAUAAAACAUGCCAAAAAUCUUCCGAGAAUUUGUUCAAGUAAUGUCUUUCAAAACUAGGGCUGUGACAAAAUAUCGAAAUGGUGAUAUAUCGUGAUACUUUGUAUCCCAAAAGGUUAUCGAUAUGCUCCUGCCAAGAAUCGAGAUAUCGUUUUAGAAAGGUGUC